Phlebotomus papatasi is the source of this 1572-nucleotide messenger RNA. Its product is annotated as elongation of very long chain fatty acids protein 7-like. Gene Ontology annotation, biological process: fatty acid elongation, saturated fatty acid; fatty acid elongation, polyunsaturated fatty acid; very long-chain fatty acid biosynthetic process. The record is from RefSeq and is a predicted model, not a curated record. Gene Ontology annotation, molecular function: fatty acid elongase activity. NCBI's taxonomy places the organism in Eukaryota, Metazoa, Arthropoda, Insecta, Diptera, Psychodidae. The transcript is spliced from 4 exons. Gene Ontology annotation, cellular component: endoplasmic reticulum membrane. The coding region runs from base 120 to 920 and encodes 266 amino acids.
GUUUGAUCUGUGAACAUUCACGAAUCGUUUUGGAAUUCCCAAGUUUUCUGUGUGGCUCAAAGAAAUCAUACCUCCUCAAACAUUUAGGAUACCCAUACAAAUUCAUCGGCUUUAGAAAAAUGGCUCUGGUUCUAAGAUACCUCUACACCAACAUUAAUUAUCUCUUUAAUGAAUAUCAAGAUCCCAGGACGAAGGAUUUUCCAGUUCACACCCUCCCUAAGGUAUUAGCCAUUAUAGGGGUCUAUCUGUAUUUCAUCAAAGUUUGGGGACCAAGAUUUAUGGAGAAUCGAAAGCCCUAUGAACUUAAAACUAUCCUCAUCCUUUACAACAGCCUCCAGGUUAUUGCCAAUAUCUGGCUAGGAAUCUAUGCAACAUACCAUUCAUAUUGGCGAGGGGGAUGGAAUUUUUUCUGUGAACCCAUAAAGAAAGAUUUUACCGAGCAAGGUUAUCGAGUGGCAUUCGUGGUCUACUGUUAUUACCUGCUCAAAGUGGUGGAUCUCUUUGAUACUGUUUUCUUUGUAUUACGAAAGAAGUACAAUCAAAUCACCUUUCUUCAUGUCUAUCAUCAUGCUAUAAUGGCUUUUGGUACGUUCAUUGCGUCAAAAUUCGUUAUUGCUGGCCAUGGAUCGAUGCUGGGAAUUGUCAAUUGCUACGUCCACUGCAUCAUGUACAUGUACUACCUAAUCUCUUCGUUCAAGCCCGAUAUGAAGAAAUCACCUUGGUGGAAGAAGCACAUCACUCACGUCCAAAUGAUUCAAUUCACCUUCCUAAUCUUCCACUUUGGACGACCACUAGUGAUGCAGGACUGUGACUACCCUCAAGCAAUGUGUGCUAUCUGUUUCCUCCAGAAUCUCUUUAUGCUCCUACUUUUCUCCGAUUUCUAUCGCAAGGCGUAUCUUACGAAGAAAAAAGUAAAUUGAGGAAGAAGUAAAGAUCUAUUGUAAUUUUGUUGACUUUAAUCCUGACCUCCAUCCUUCCUCAAUUGAAUCAGGCUGUAUAAAUACUUCUGAGAAUUUUUACAUGACCCACAAAGUGCGAAAAUGCGUACAAAUUGCGACAUAAGCAAAUGCCACAAUUUUCCCUCAAGUUUCUGUCUUCCUCCCGAUUUUCUAUCCUAAUCCACACAAUACAUGGAAAAUAUUCUUCUACGAAAUGCAAUUGUCGUCAGGCAGUAUUACGAAAAAAAAAGAACGUUGUACAAGAAAAAGAAACUUGGAACAGAGUGACAAAACAUUUAUGCAAAUUUUCCCGCGCAUUUUCUUAGCUAUAUACACCAUACACAUUUGCACGAUAAGAAUUACCUAGCAAUUAAUGUAGAAUUUUUUCUCUCCUUUUCCCACUCCUUCAAAACUUGGCGUCUUCCUGCUGCCCAAGAACGAGUGGAAAACACCGACACAAUUCUUUUUAUUUUCUUUGUCGUCAGACUUUUAAAUUAAGUACCUAAUCGCAAUCUAUUGCUCGAUCUCCAAGGAUAUAGCAAUGCAAACCAAUUGAUUUUUAAAUUUUUAGAUAAAAAUUAUUAAUAUGAAGAUUGAUCGACUUAAGAUCCUUAAUAAAUGAUACUUAAAAAUA